ACAUCAACGAGAGCGGAAGAAGACAUCUGUUGUAUCUUUUAUUCACCAAAUAUCUAAAAAGAUGUCUGACGCUGGAGAUGAAAUUCAAGUCGAAGCCCCCGCUGCCGAGGUCGAGGUGACUACUGAGGCCCCCAAGGGAAAACUGUCCGUUGAGGAUGCGCUUCAGCAAGUUCUGAAGAACGCCUUGGUCCACGAUGGUCUCGCUCGUGGUCUCCGCGAGUGUGCCAAGGCCCUCGACAAGCGUCAGGCCCACCUUUGCGUCCUUGUUGAGACCUGCACGGAGGCAGAGUACAUUAAGCUCAUUGAGGCUCUCUGUGCUGAGCACAAGAUCAACCUCAUCAAGGUCGGUGACGCCAAGAUCCUCGGUACCUGGGCUGGUCUUUGCAAGAUCGACAAGGAGGGCAACCCUCGCAAGGUUGUUGGCUGCUCUUGCGUCGUCGUCAAGGACUACGGUGUCGAGUCUGAAGGCUUGCACGUCCUCUUGGACUACUUCAAGAACCGUUAGGGUGAGUCAGUCCGUUCUAGAUUGGCUGUUUUCGGUAUGGCGGCUUUUGCUUUGUUUUGUUUGUGAUGACAAAACAGACUCCCUCUACUGAGUGCGUUAAGCGUUCUGAGGACACAGUCUAUCCGGAAUCAUUAUUUUGUCUGACUCUCCGACUUGUUCGAGUAUACCCGUACAUAUGCUAAUGGCUUCAUUUCGUUCCUCUAGGUGGUCACCAUCGUUCCGGUAGUUAUGGGUCAUCGCUCAAAAGUACUAUGAUUGAUGACUACUCUAUACUCAUUGUCAAUAAAAUGAGCAUUUGCUGCGAGCGCAAUCAUGAUAUCUGAAUAGUCUGCUGAGUGUCAAUCUCCAUGAAAUAUGGGAGAAACAGGAAAGUACAUUGUGGUUUCCCAUUCACUCGUC
Somion occarium is the source of this 904-nucleotide messenger RNA. The record is from the annotation of a GenBank genome assembly. NCBI's taxonomy places the organism in Eukaryota, Fungi, Basidiomycota, Agaricomycetes, Polyporales, Cerrenaceae.